Aspergillus novofumigatus IBT 16806 is the source of this 1299-nucleotide messenger RNA. Its product is annotated as glycoside hydrolase. Gene Ontology annotation, biological process: sphingolipid metabolic process. Gene Ontology annotation, molecular function: glucosylceramidase activity. Lineage: Eukaryota; Fungi; Ascomycota; Eurotiomycetes; Eurotiales; Aspergillaceae. The record is from RefSeq and is a predicted model, not a curated record. The transcript has 2 exons. The annotation marks the transcript as partial.
ACGGCCACCGUCAACACAGGGCAAACCUUCCAGACCAUGGAUGGGUUCGGCUUCUCGCAGGCCUUCGGCCGCGCCAACGAUCUGAUCAAUCUCAAUGCGGACCAGCGCCAGUACGCCCUGGACCUCCUCUUCAGCCCCACCAAGGGAGCAGGCAUGACCAUCCUGCGCAACCGCAUCGGCUCUGGUAGCGGCGACAGCAUUCUGCCAACAUCCCCUGGCUCCCCGAACGCCACGCCGCAGUAUAAGGAUCUCGGCACGGACUCGAACCAGGUGUGGGUGACGCAACAGGCCGUCAAAUACGGGGUAAAGUCCAUCUAUGCCGAUGCGUGGAGUGCCCCGGGGUUCAUGAAGACCAACAACGACCAGGCGAACGGGGGCUAUCUGUGUGGUGUCACGGGAGCGAAUUGCGCGAGCGGUGACUGGAGACAGGCGUAUGCAAAUUACCUGGUCAAGUAUAUCCAGGACUAUGCGGCGUUGGGACUGCAAAUCACGCACGUGGGCUUCUUGAACGAGCCAGAUCUCAAGACAGCAUACUCCUCAAUGCUCUCGGACGGGAUCCAGGCCGCUGACUUUAUCAAGGUGCUGCAUCCCACCAUGCAAAAGGCAGGCCUGAGCCACGUGGGCAUCAACUGCUGCGACGCGAUGGGCUGGAAGGCACAGCAAACUCGCACCGCACAGCUCAUCUCGGCCGGCGUCGAGAAGCUUCUCUCGCGGAUCACCUCGCACUCGUACUCGUCUGAUCCGACCAGCCCCAUGGGCGCCUCUAUCCCCGUCUGGCAGACCGAGAACGCCGACCUCUCGGAUAAGGGCACGUGGGAGACGACCUGGUACUCCAACGGGGGCCAAGGCGAGGGUUUAACCUGGGCGCAGAAGAUCUACACGGCCAUCACGCAGGGCGGGGUGAGUGCAUACCUGUACUGGGAGGGCUUCGAGAAAGAUACCACCAACUCGUGCCUGGCGAUUACCGAUGGAACGAAUAUCAUCCCGUCCGGGCGAUUGUGGGCGUUUGCGCAGUGGAGUCGGUUUGUACGACCUGGCGCGGUGCGCGUGGCAGUCUCCGGGUCCACUUCGACGCUCAAGAUGACUGCAUUUAAGAAUAAGGAUGGCACUGUUGCGGUGCAGAUGAUUAGCUCUGCGUCUUCGGCGACACCGGUGACCGUCAAGGGGUUUUCGGCUCGCUCGGCCAAAGCAUACCUGACAGAUAACAGCCACAAUAACGUUAGCGGAACCACCGUGUCACUAAGUGGAGGAGCGGCUACUGUCAAUGUUCCUGGAUAUGCAAUGGUGACUGUGGUUCUA